This is a messenger RNA of Pedinophyceae sp. YPF-701, 1791 nucleotides long. NCBI's taxonomy places the organism in Eukaryota, Viridiplantae, Chlorophyta, Pedinophyceae. The record is from the annotation of a GenBank genome assembly.
AUGUGCUCCAUCGACGCGGCCGGGCUCGAACAGGACGACCCGGCAAUCCUCCUAUACUACAAAUAUGUCGAUGUACCCGAAACAGCCUCGCUGGCGGAAUGGUACCGCGCCAGCUGCGCAAAACUCACCGGCAGAGUGAGGGUCGCUCCGGAUGGCGUCAACGCCACGCUGGGGGGGAACGCGGGCGACUUGCAAGCCCACGUCGACGCGCUGGUCGCCCACGACGUCAUCCGCGGCGUCGACAUCGACUUCAAGUUCGCGCGCGACACCGGCCCGCUCAGCCCCGCGGUGCUGCGAGAGAGCAAGCUCGACCGCCUCACCGUGACGGUCUGCAAGGAGGUCGUCUCCCUGGGCCCGCGGGCGGCAGCCGCGUUCGGUGGUCGCGAUGCAGCGACCCUCGCAGGUCGCCACGUGUCCCCUCAGGAGUUCCACGACCUCAUUCUACACCCCCCCGCGCACGGGCUGGUGCUCGUGGACGCGCGGAACCUCUACGAGACGCGCGUGGGGCGGUUCGAGGCCCCUGACUCAGUUGUGCCCACAAUAGACCCCCGCACGCGGUGCUUCAGCGACCUCCCCGCGUGGCUGGACGCGCACGCAGAGCAGCUGCGCGGGAAGACCGUCGCGAUGUACUGCACGGGCGGCGUGCGCUGCGAGCGGGCGUCCGCGCUCGUCCGUGCACGCGGGGAGGGGUUUGCCGACGUGGUUCAGCUGAGGGGGGGAGUCCAAAGGUACCUGGAGGAGUUCCCUGACGGCCUCUUCCGCGGGCAGAACUUCGUGUUCGACGGCCGCGGCGCCGUCCCGGCGGAGCCGCUGCGGCCGCUGGGUGUGUGCGCAGUCUGCGACGCGGAUGCUGGCGGGGCGGCAGGGUACGCGGCGCGGGUGCGGUGCACGCGCUGCCGCAUGCUCGUCCUGUGCUGCGACGCCUGCGCGCGGGCCGAGAGCGACCGGCGACGCGCCGUGACGUGCGAGCUUUGCCGUGGCGGCGGCGGCCGACCGGUGUCGCGCCGACUGCGCGUCCUCUGCCUGCAUGGCUUCCGUCAGACCGCGUCAGGGCUCCGCGGUCGCACGCACGCCCUCGCGAAGAAGCUGCGGGACGUCGCGGAGCUCGAUUUCGUCGACGCGCCGCACCACCUGCCUGUCUUCAUGCGCGCAAGCACCCGGGCCGGGGCGGCGGAGCGCGCGGGCGACAGCCCGCCCCGAAGCAGCGGCAACGGCGCGGGGCACGGCCCGGCGCCGCGACGGGCGUGGCUGCGUAGCAGGGCGGACGCUGAGGCGUUCGCUAAGCAUGGGCCGGCGCCGGUGCCGGCGCCUGCGCGCACGGAGGGCGCCGCGCAGCUGUUGGAGCAGACGGAGGGCUGGGCGGAGUCCGUGCGCGUGCUCGAGGAGGCGCUGGCGGCCGGGCCGGCGUACGACGGCGUGCUGGGGUUCUCGCAGGGGGGGGGUGUCGCGGCGGCGCUGGCGGCGGCGUCGCGGGGCGGCACCGCGCCGCUGCGGUUCUGCAUCUGCGCGUCGGGGUAUCUGCCGGGGUGCGCGGAGGUCCGCCGGGCCGUGGGGGGGAGUGGGAGCGGGGGAGUGGACGUGCCGUCCCUUCAUCUCUACGGAUCGAACGACAGGCAGGUGCCGCGGGAGAUGUCCGAGGAGCUCAUGGGGGCGUUUCGGCCCGACUGCGUCACGUCGUACGUGCAUUCGAAGGGGCACAUCAUUCCUGCGGACGCCGCCACUCUGCGACGCGUCACCGCGUUUCUGCGGCAGUUCCUGCCGGCGGACGGCGACGCAGACGAGUGCGGAUGA